Messenger RNA from Triplophysa rosa, 2408 nucleotides. RefSeq lists its product as uncharacterized. Lineage: Eukaryota; Metazoa; Chordata; Actinopteri; Cypriniformes; Nemacheilidae. The transcript has 3 exons. The record is from RefSeq and is a predicted model, not a curated record. Bases 1 to 783 code for a protein of 260 amino acids.
AUGCAGUUCUCCCAGAGUCCUCCCAACCCACCCGCAGCGGCCCAACCUGAAGGGUCGAAGAGUGACCCACCUGUAGGACCUGGUCUAACCGAGGCAACCACGGCUCAGGUAAUAAUCAUCGAGACGAACUCGAUUUUCACAACCGUACCGGACUCAAACAGCGCUCAUGGAACAACCUCCAGGACAGACGGAGGGUCCACGACGGACGAGACGGUGUCUUCUUCUGAGCCUGUAGGGACGACCCAACGACAAGGUUUCGAGGAUAAAGACGACCAAAGUUUGGUGAAAGAGAAUCCUUUCUUCAAGCUUCGAUCCUCGGCUAUGCUUCCUCAGGUGGAACAGGACAUCAAAGAGGCGAAGGAGAGGGAGCGAGAGCUCCAGAUGCAGAGGAGCAGUCUUUAUGGAGGAGCAGCCGUGGAACCUGAAGCAGAGAGGAAAGGAAUGGAAAUAGAUGAGCCGACGCAAAUAGAUUCAGGGAUGGGAGAAAGAGAAAAAAUUGAAAGUGGAGUUGAAGAGGAAAUAAUAUCCCUCCGCGAAGAGAUUCUUAGCCCCCCAGCUAAAGAGACAAAUCUGCAUCUAACAGGCUGUCAGUCAGAGUCGUCCACCACCCCGACAUCAGUACGACAGUCCACUGGAAAACUGGAGUUAACGUGGCCACCACCCCAAACUGAGGAAGUAAAGCAACAGUCAGAGAAAGCAUCAUGGACCCCACGACAGCGAAACCCGUUACUGGAUCGCUGGGAGUCAGGGAUGGUGAACGGACACGUGGAGGACAGCAACUGAGACGAGGAGCAUCACAACAUAUUCAUUCUACCAGUGAACACAUGAUCAACUAGCACAGAAAUCUCCUUGAUCUUCUCAACUUUAGAAGGAGGAAAGGCAGCCGUGGAUUCAAAGCAGACCUCUGCCUCAAAAAGACAAAGGAGAAAAGUGACACGUACAAGCCAACACUCCAGAAAUGUCGGUGAAAUCACCCGAAACACUUUAAUAAUCAUCGAACAAGUAGUGUGUGUGACUUAUAGACAAUCACCAAUGCUGCUGGUUGGUUUGGCACGGGCUAAAAAGCUCACGAUGCGUUAUGAUUAUAAACAUUUCUUUUUAAUAAACAUAACUAUCUCAUAGGGACUGAAAGGUGGUGUCAAUUAAAAUGAUAAAAGAAACAUCAGGUAGAUCGUUUAUUACUCAUUAUUACGCGGCUCGUUGGAAUGCUUGAUUCUGAUUGGCCAGUCGCGACAUUUGCAGGUUCGUUAUUCCUAGAUAACAACCGCUCAAAAGUGAUAACUCACGGUAAUCCGGAUGCAGCAAAUCAUUUUGACGGGUUUUUUUUGACAAAUUACAUGGAAAUAUAUCUUUUAAUAACAUAUACGACAUUAUAUUUACAAAUGAUUAAACCAAAUUGCCUGUUCGUGACAUCAGAAUGUCGUUUAUUACCUUAAACCAGAAGUAAACGGCUUUUCCUCGUGGAAGGUCUGCAUUCGGUAAAAAUGAGCUAAUAAAAUAUUUCAAUAUUUUUUUCUCAUGUGGCAAGUAGCCGUGUAAUAAGUGGGAUAAUGUACAAGCAGCCGGCUGUUAUUAUCCCUUGCUUAGAAAAGCCCAGUCGGCAGUGGUAAAUAUUAACAUACAGUAUAAUGCACUAAAUCAACUUUUUGUUAUUUCUGAUUGUUUGAAAUACAUUCGUGCAAGUCACUUUGACUGAUUGAAUGUUGCUGAGAAGAAACCAUGAGUCAACAACCCACUACCUGCUCGCUCAUUUAUUCAAAGCCAUUGUGUGUGGCUUCUGAAACUGCAUUCACAAUAGGUUGUAAUGUUUAUUUAUGACAUGUGUAUGGUAUUGAAUUCAAGGUUUGACAAAAAUAAAGAGGGUACAGUUCAGUUUCCACGUGAAAAUUCUUUUGCUUGUUUAGUGACAUCACAGCAUUUUCGUGUCUGUGAAUGCACGGCUACCUUGCCUCAACACGCCAGUGGGCAUUCAAAUGAGUCGCCAUGGUGAUGAUGGUACUGUUUGAAAGGUACAAAGAAAACGUACGAGUCCGAGCGGGAUUAGUCACGAGUGAGGUCACACAGCGUGACUUUACUGAGCCCAGUACUGAGUCACCUGUGAAUAAUUCAUUCAGGUCUUCAUUCAUGCCAAUGCUCAUUUGCAAAGAUGGACAUUCAUUUAAGCCACUGGAGAGACGUUGCCCUUUGAACCCAAUAAACAAAAUAUGUCAUAGUGGUGAAUUUGUUAGGAAUGCAAAACUAUUUUUAGUGAUGUGCACACAAAAAUAGUGUGUUGUUUCGACCCAUGGUUGUGUUCUUCAGCAGAACACAAAAGAAGAUAUUUUGAAGAAUGUUGGUAACCAAACAACACCGGCAGCCUUUCAUUGUAUGGACAUAAAACCCCAGAGACAUUUCUCAAGAUAUCUUCU